AUGUGCGACCCUUCUCCGACCGAGACACAAUAUGCUACCGUCGUCUCUACCAACGUUAUCACCACUUUCUCACUCCAGCUACUGACCGUCCCCGGCGCGGCCACCAAUGUACCGUUCCCGACGUGCGUCUCAUCGGAUGGAGAUGCAUGUGCGGGAACUACGACAAUACUCGCGCCGACCUCGGGACCGGACCAGGUCAAGACACUGACUGUGCCGCUCUUGAUAACGGAGCUCGAGACCGAAGUCACCCCAACUCUGACGCUCUUUGCACCCUGCCCUUCAACGACUUCAUCCGAUCCAUUGUCCACCACAUCAUCGACUUCGACAAUUCGGCCCGGAGGCGGAAGCAGUCCGUUGCCUGCACCAGCAACGCCCCCUGCGACCACAACGCCGUCUUCUACCUCCGCAAGCUCUAUGUCUCUUAGAUCAACCUCCAUGGUGGUUGAGGACGUCACCUCUGCGAUUGGGACCGCCCUACAGGGCGGCUCAACGAUCAUUCUCUACACGACAAUCGUGACAUCUCAUCCUGCAACGGCGACCGUCGGCACGGACACAUCUGGGACGAACAGUGCAUCUGGAUCUCAAUCUAGCGGUUCGUCUCAUUCUGGAUCGCCUGUUGCUGCGAUCGCGGGUGGAACUGUAGGCGGAUUCGUCGGACUUCUUGCACUGGCUGGCUUGGUAGCAUGCAUCGUACAACGAUUUAGGAAACGAGCAGACGCCAUUUGGUCAGAGGAGGAGGCUAAUGAGAAACCGACAUAUCGCAGGAGGCCAUCUCGCCCCGUAUCCAUCUCGCCGCAACCGUAUCAUUAUGGGAUCGUGGGCGGCACCGCAACGACACCUCCGUUGACACCGCCGGCCACAAGCAUUGGACACUCUUCUGCUCUGCUCUUGUCUCGUUCGGCUUCUGUGACUAUGGACGCGAUGGCGGACUCUGCACCUGGGAUGCAGACGCAGCCGCGGUCCCAUCCGGCUAGCCCUACACCAUCGACACCAUUGUCAAGAGGAGGCUCCCCGCAACAACCUGUGACGCCCGGCGGCUACCAUUUUGAUCGCGACUUUGGCGCUCGUCCCAUGUCAGCAGUAUCGCAGUCCAGUGCCCCGCCGUCGCCAUGGCGCGAACGUCGAACUUCGCGGGCUUCAGUCGCCGCGUUGAGCGUUCAGUUACCUUCCUCGCCUCCGGCGAAUGAUUACUUUGGAACGUAUCCAGGGACCGCAGAUCCGACGCCCACCUUGUCCCCUCCAGUCGCAGACAGCACCUCCCAGCUAUCUUCCGAACCUCGCAGAUCACUACAUGUGGUCAACUAG
This is a messenger RNA of Peniophora sp. CBMAI 1063, 1305 nucleotides long. NCBI's taxonomy places the organism in Eukaryota, Fungi, Basidiomycota, Agaricomycetes, Russulales, Peniophoraceae. The record is from the annotation of a GenBank genome assembly.